AUGGCGAACAGCGUGACCAAAACCGACGCCCCAAGUUCACCCCGCCAUGGUGGUACAGGUACAGAUAUAAACCGGACAUUCCUCUCCCAGUUCCAGGAUUACAGACCUUUAGAAUCACUGGUGAGCAGGGCACGGCGGAUUGCGAGACUUAGGAAGAUUCGGGAGGGUUCUGUGAAGGACGAGAAUGUGGAUGGGUCUUUUGCUCCGGAAAAGGUUACACAAACUGUUGAGUCUGGCAAGUCGACGAGAUUGUCCACGGCGAAUCCAGCAUUACAGCAACAAAGCUCGACCUCGCUCGAUCUGCCCGGUCAUGAUGCCAACAACAACACCAACAACAACAACCAGAACACCGACAAUGAAAGCAACACCGACCCUAAUGCAUCCGAUUCCGACGCCAAGUCAAACGUCUCAUCCAAGACUUCCCUCUCUAAGAGAUCCAUCAAGUCUACCAACUCUACCACCUCCUCUUCUCCCCCAGUCAAAGCACACCCAGAGUCACCUCCUGCACCACCACCCUCACCACCAGAACGCAUAUCAUCAAACUAUGUUCUGAACAAAAAGACAUCAUGGAUCUGGAAGCCAAGGGCCCAGGAGGAGGUCAUCCCGGGGAACCAAAAGUUGGAAAGAAAGAAGUGGGAAUUGAACAGGGAAGAGUGGAUAGAUCACCCCCUUUUCGCGGCCGUAACAGCAAUAAAGGUAACGAAGCGGGAUCUUGCGGACUUGAUUUACCCCGAAACAACAACACGACAAGGCAAGGAAAUGGAGAUGGAGAUGACGGGAAAAAAGCUUGUGAAGAAGAAAACCAAAAAACAAACGCCAGGACUGAAAAGGUUUUUCAACUCUGAAGUUCCCUUCAUUGCAUAUGUCAGGACCACAGGCCUAGAGGGAAGAGAAGAAGAAGAAGAAGAAGAAGACUUGCUGCAGAUUGUGAGAAACCAGAUACGGGACGUCAUGAAAAGUUACGAGCAGACGGAUAAACGCAAGAAAGAGGCGAUAGCCGCGGCAGAGGGGUAUUUACCACUUGAGAGCUGGCUCGGAGGAGGAGGGUUCUUGACGCAGGAGGAUCUGCAAAGACAGUUUGCGUUGCCGAGUUGGCGGAAAAGGGAGUUGGAGUUUUUGAGUGAGGGUUUGGUGAAGAUGCGGAGGAGAAAGGAGGAGAGAAGGAUACAGGAUGGAGAGAUCAAGGAGUGGGUGAUGGGGGGUAAGAAGAGGGCGAGGGAUGCCGCGGGAGGUAGAAAGGAGGAUGGAGAACAAGAAGAGGAGAAGAAGAAGAAAAAGGAAAACGAACCGAAAGAUCAAGUACAAACCUCCCAGGAAUCCGACACCUCCAUCCCCAACCCUUUUGAACUUCCCCCUUGCACACCCACCGAAUACUUCUCCCACCGCCGCCACCGCCUCCACACCUUUUGGACCAAAGAAGCCCAACCCGCUGAUUUCCAGUACGCCAAAGCCAUCAAGCGCACCACCCUCCGCAAGUGGCGGGGUGUUAAAAAGAAAAGAAGAAGAAGAAGCUACACCAGCAAAGUAUACGGAUCGAGAUGGACAACCACAACCCCCUCCUCCUGGUCCUCUUCCUCCUCUUCCUCCUCGACCGAAGAUGAUGAGGAGGAACAGAACAAGGAGCGGAAGACUUUAACUGGGUGGUUCGCUGGCUAUCAACAACGUAAGCGGGAGCGAAUGCUGCGAAUGGCUAGAGGUAUGGAUGGUAGUGGUGGUGGUAGUAGUGUUCGUACGGAUACCGGUGAGUCACUAGUACCAGGAGGGACGGGGACGAGGAGGAAGAAGAAUCAGACUCGUCAAGAAUGGGCUGAGGAUGAUGACAAUCAAGAAUGGGAGGGGGGAAAGGGAGAGGACUCGGACGAUGAGAGACGGAUACUGGCUGAUGAUUUGGAGUUGGUGGUUGAUGCCAGUGAGGAUGAGGAUAUCUUGAGGUUUUUGGGUGAUCGUUGUGACGACGACGACGACGACGACGACGACGACGACGACGACGACGACGACGACGACGACAACGACUAUGUGGGGGGUGAGGGAGAGUGGAUUGGAAGUGAAGGGGUAGAUGGGGAUUAUGAUAGUUACCCGCUUGUAGAUCACGUUCGGGAGUCAAUGAUAAAUGAGUAUUAA
Molecule: messenger RNA, 2121 nt
Organism: Neurospora crassa OR74A
Lineage: Eukaryota; Fungi; Ascomycota; Sordariomycetes; Sordariales; Sordariaceae
Exons: 2
Coding region: 1-2121 (706 amino acids)
Source: RefSeq, a predicted model, not a curated record